Harpegnathos saltator (Jerdon's jumping ant) is the source of this 6631-nucleotide messenger RNA. RefSeq names its product PDZ domain containing 8 (gene Pdzd8). NCBI's taxonomy places the organism in Eukaryota, Metazoa, Arthropoda, Insecta, Hymenoptera, Formicidae. Gene Ontology annotation, molecular function: lipid binding; protein binding. Bases 954 to 3875 code for a protein of 973 amino acids. Gene Ontology annotation, cellular component: mitochondria-associated endoplasmic reticulum membrane contact site. Gene Ontology annotation, biological process: mitochondrial calcium ion homeostasis. The record is from RefSeq and is a predicted model, not a curated record. The transcript has 11 exons.
GCAUAACAGCGUUAAAUGUUUACGUGUGAAUGGCGUUGGAGCAUCUAUUGUAUGCACAGAGCCAUCUAUUGAAGAAGAAAAAGCGUUAAAUGUUUCUUUUCGAUUUCCAGUCUUUUAAUAUUCAUACAUUUACUCAUUGACUAGCCGAAUCAUAAAACGUAUUUGCAGUAUGAGGCUCUCGGUUGUAUACGUUCCCCCCUCCCUGCCCCAUUACGAUUUAUUCAAAGCCAUCUCUAUUCUGGUAUCACUGCCUGUCAGUCAAAGCGUGAACAUGGCCGUCAUGGGAUCGAUAGAGGAACGUGAAGAUUGAAUUUAUCCCAUGUCUUCGCGUUUGCGACUUCUCGCGGGACGUGCCCUCGCGAUUGUCGCCUGUAAACCGACGACAUCAUCGAAUGUGGCACAGACACAAGAGAGCAGAUCAUUCUGUGCAUCUAUACGACUGCGCACCACCACCGACGCCGUUCAGCUGAUCGGUGUGACAGGUGAAAGUGUUCCGGAUAGCUGUCGAGCCGUGAAGACGCGAGGCUGACUCACGUUUAACACAAUGCACCGGGCCAGAUGGCUCGCUUGUGGGGAGAGAUCAGCCGUAUCGAAAGUUCCUAAUGUAAACCUAGUUUUCAGAUUUUUCCUUUCUCUUUGGCUAUGCACACUUUAAUAGUGCUUACAUAAUUCUUGCUGCAGCGUGUGUCAUAAGUAUCUACUGAUGCCCAUUGAAGACAGACAGCUGUGGCUCUAACAUGCACGUUUGGAAUUUUCUUCCUUUAUCAUAUACUCAUGGUGGGGUAAUACAACCACAUCUGUAACAUGAAGCUGGAAUUGAAAGCCCUUUGUUUAGUGUUACACAUGGUGCAACAUUUUCUGUGUAACGAUCUGCAUAGCCUAUAGUUUGGGUGUAUGCCACAUUCGAUACUCAACGGGGGAGAAACUUUGUCUUUAACAACAGUGAUUUUAAUAUGGACGGUUUGCAACUUGUUCUGGUUGCCGUUGUUACAUUCAUCUGCGGUAUAAUAUGUACCCUAGCAUUGGAGUUUCAUCUGUUCAAGAGGUACCUUAUUUCGGGACCUCAGGCUGCUUCGCCGCAAAGGCAGCUGCAUCAUGGCAAGGCGCAAUUACCUAAGGAACUGGUGGAGCAGAUGCAGGAGGAACGAUUGAAUUGUAAUAACAGUAUGACACGUCAAGCGAUGUCCCAGGGCAAUGAGAACCUAGCUAUCAAUCUCACGCUGCAAUUCCUUUUCAAUGAACUGCGAAAUGCCGAGCGAGUGCGUCUUUGGCUUUACAGGAAGUUGAAUAACGAAUUUAAGGAGCUGUUGACACAGUCGACCACCGGCAAACUGCUAGACAGCGUGAAAUUGAGAGACUUAAACCUUGGUACGCAAUUUCCCACGAUCAAGGGCUUAGAAGUCGCUGACUCGAAGAUCGACGCUGACACGGGUCUGCUGGAGUCUCUAGACUUGGCCUUAGAUUUACAUUACUCAGGGAACUUUCAAUUGUCUAUAGAUGUUAAGAUGCUGCUAGGAAAAACUGCGUACAUGGCGUUGCAAGUGAAAUGUAUCAGCGGUAAAGCUAGGCUACAGUUUACUCGUGUACCGUACACGCACUGGUCUUUAAGCUUCUAUUCGGAUCCGAUCUUGGAGCUGGAAGUGCAGUCGCAGUUCCAAGGCCGUCAAUUGCAGCCGCAGAUAAUUUCGCUCAUUACCAGCCAGAUCAGGCGGGCAGUAAGACGGAAACAUACUCUACCUCGUUACAAAAUGCGCUACAAGCCGUUCUUCCGAAGAUUGAACGACGAGGCCGUGGAUCUCUCAGAGGUCGCCAGUACGCAACUCACUCCGGGAUAUCUAGAGGUCGUGUUACUGGAGAUCAGCAGAUUGAAUAUCACACCCAUCGUACUCAAUAACAGCGAGGACCUCUCCCAGAUGGAAGUGUACUGCAGCAUGAGCGUGGAUCCCACGCCGUGGGUGUAUUUGACACAAUAUAGCGGCGUUCCUUAUAUGGUGCUAGAUCUGAUCAUCAGCAAAACUGGUUCCCAACAGCUGGGCGUGGUGUUCAAGCAAGAGAUCGUGCCAGAGAUUGGCCAAGUGUGCGUGCUGGUGGAAACGAUAGUGUCCGGCAGUCCGGCGGCGAUCGCCGAGAUGAAGAAAGGCGAUAUCCUGGUAGCGGUGGACGGCAAGAAAGUGUCUAAUAUGAAUCAGGUGGCGAAAUUCGUCAAGUCCGCCGUGCAGCGACGCUUCAUCAUCCGAGUGGAGAGACGGUAUUCCAAGGUGGACUUGGAAAGACAAAGCGGCAUAAGGAUGGACAGCGAAAGGGUAUCUUUUACCGAGAGGAAAGCGUCGAAGAGCGAUUCCGUAGGCAGAGUGGACAGUCCGAGCGCGGAGGACGCCGGAAAGAUGAAGUUUGAGACGCAGAUCAAGUUCUCCGACCUGCGAGACUCGGACUGCGAUCUCACGGACAGCCGGUCGGACACUAGCAAGCUAUUCAAAAGAAGAAAGAGCAGCGUGCAAACGGAAGACGCUGCCCAAACGCCUGACACUACGCCGUCUCGACGGAUCUCUACCGUCUCUAUAUCGUCGGCGGCAUCCAGCAGCGUGCAGUUUUAUCUACCUGACGAUAAUUACAGCAUCGCCGAUUUACAUUCUAACACGAGGGAAAAACCGUAUGCCUCUCUAAUCACGUUCGAAGAGACCAAGAGUUUCCGGAUUGAUUCCGAGCUACAAUAUUUGAAUGUGGGAGUAUGGGGACGAGUGAAAGGAGGCGAGGCGCCCUCCAAACUUCUCGGCUACAUCAAUGCACCCAUCAAGUUGAUUUUAGCGCAAUGCUGCACAUCCACGACGGGGCAUUACUUGAAAUGUCACGCACUGCUGCCACCGGAAAGCGCUUCUUUAGCGACAUCCUAUGUAAGACUGCAAGGCUACUCCGGAUUUGACCCGACGCUUUGUUACGGUGAUAUUUUGCUAUCGUACGUUUGGGAAUCUUGUCAACCGAGCGAUCAAGCGAUUAGUGAUGCCGGGAAGAAGGAAAACGCGGAAACUGCUAAAAUUCAACCAAUUCUGAACGAGGAGGUCGCCGACCGGAAGAUGCAUGAUUUUAUCAGGACGCAUUUUCACAGAGCAACGCACUGUGACUUCUGUACGAAGAAGAUAUGGUUGAAAGAUGCGGUGCAAUGUCGAGAUUGCGGUAUGGUAUGCCACAAGAAGUGCGAGGCACGUUGCCAGGCGUCCGGCACUUGCGGUGCGGAGAGUCUGGCUACACUGGCACUGGAGGCUGAUGAGAUCGAGCCGAGUACUAUCAUCGGGGAUAUCGGUCCAGAGAUCUCUCUAACCGGGUGUGAAGAUAACGUACAGGGCGCAAGUAUGAUGGCCGUGAAGGCUAGUAUAGCUAACACUCUGUUGGGCCUGAAGAAGGCUGGAAGUACCAGUUGCCUGGCCCCACCGACUUCCGGUAUCGGUCCGGCAUCUCGAAGUCUUCCCCCAAGUCCCUGUGCAUCCCGCAAGAGUUCAUUGGCCGGAGGUCUGGGAAUAAGUCCUGACCUCUUGGAGGGUGCUGAGCCAAGUGUUGCAGCUCCACUUGUGGCCGGCGACUUGGACGACGGUCUCAUGUCGAGAGCGAAAGACACCGGCAAGUUUCUGCACAAGUAUUUGGAACCGCAAGAGCGCGUGGAGAAGAUCAACGCUAUGAUGGGCAAAUUGAAAAACGCACUAGACGCCGAAACUACCUCAAGACUAGAAUUAUCGCAGAACGGAGAUGCGGACAGCAUGAAAUUGAUCGCGCAGAGCGACUUGCGGGUGCAGGCGUUGAGCGUUCUGCUUCUGCAUUAUUGCGCUGGCUUGCAGCACGCGCAGGAAGCGUUGGACCGACCGGAAGCUGGCAAAGAAUCUUAACAGAAACACGUCUGAUGAGCCACAAUUUAAGACAGACGCAUUCCGAGAGACAAGAAAAUAGAGAACGUGGAAAAUGUAGCGAUAUUUGAUAAUGGAAUAAUAAUCGUUCGUUUUUGCCAUUUCUGUUCGCAAAUCAGCCGCGAUCGAGUUACGUUGAUGUGAUCUUAUAACUAUAUAAUAUUGAUAUGCAUUAUCAUUGUUAUACAUUGCAAUAUCGUUAUUAGAUCAUAUGGAAUACUGCACGGAAAUAUUUGUAUUGUUACGCACAGAAAUAGGGAACAAGUGCUUAACAUUAGACAUUAACAACAGUAUUUAUAAACAUUCUGUUGGCUCGAAUGCCUGAACUUUAUCUAUAUUUUGAUAUCUAUAUCUUAAUAUCUCUUUAAUAUCUAUACUUUAAUCUGUACGUAUUUAUUCGUUCUUUCUCAUUUCCGUCACUUACUAUGUAAUACUUGGGAAUAUUUAUUUAGAAGAACACAUGAUAUAUAUUCGUAAUGUAUUAUUAUAACGUUACGUAACGUUACAUUUUCCAAAAUCAGGAGUCAAGAGAUGUAACGCUAUAAGGAUCAUACAUAUUAUAAGAUUAAGGAGCAACGUAAGGGAUGAGUUGAAAUAUUUCGCCAUAGCUGUUCCAAAGCGUAUUCUACAUUAGUCAAUUGACCGAAUUUUAAUGCUAUUCACGUGAAUGUCGGGUAGGCGAUAUAUAGUUAUCGAUUCAUUCACGGUCGGUUCGAUUUUCAAUCCUGUAAUGGCCAGUCUUCGGUGAAACGGUGCGAGUAAAAUUUUACGAACGUGCUUUUUCCCCGAAGGCUUUGAGAUAAUCUUCUAUAUCUCAUUUUAUUUAUAGAAUUUGAUAUGAACAAUUACUGUCGAAUUUUUCAUAGUUAAUAUAAUUCAUAGUCUAUAUUUUGAAAAUCUAAAAGAAUCUAGAAACUAGUUCUUGACAUUUUUCCGCACUUUGCAGGAUUAAUCGACGUUCUUCGUGUAUAUGUGUGUAUUUUUAUUUUGCGUGUGCACACGUAAAUACGUAAAGAUUUCAUAUAUACGUAAGUGCUUCUAGUAAUUUUAUCGACUCGCGUGUUACAAUUCCGAGCACGUAAUUCAUGCGUAGCCGGAUAAUUCCCAGAGACGUGCCGCAAUGAAAUUGUUCACCAACAGAAAACACCAAAUUCGUUGAAAUUAGUAUUAGUAGAUUAUUAUUAAUUGUACUCAUAGAAACUGCGAGUAUACAUUUUCGCAGCAAUCGAUGCUUUCGUUUACAGAAAAAAAAACGUGCGUUACUACAAAAUUUUCCGUAAAAAUAGCGUGACUCCUCGAAUAUCUAACGCAUAUGUAUGCUUUGUUCAAAAAUAAUUUGAUCGCAGUUUAUAUCGAGGAUUCGCGUGAACCUGAGGAUAUACGAACCGAAGAAGAGGUUGUUAUCUGUAUGCGCAUUUAUGGAACGACUUGUACAUUGUGACGAUGAUCCGAUGAUGCGAUUGCAAAAUGAUUUGUAUCAGACAGCCGUUGAAUAACAAUGCACGAUGCGCGUGCAUUGUGCCAAAACCUGUGUGAUAAAUGGGCACUCAGCGUGAUUUUCCGAUAGUAUUUUCAGACUUAACAUUUUUUCCUAUGGCGAAGUGCGUAUUCAUGCCUCCAUUUAAUCUUUCAAUAUCGAGUCUUUAUAUUAUUAAAAAAGGUUGUGCCAUGAGUCGUUUUAUCACGCUCACGGAUACCCCGAACAUUUUUUCUGGACCUUUUGGGUGGACCAUUCGCGAGAUCUUGACUGACCAGUAACACUAGACAACUGGCAGAACUGAUUUUGAUACGUAUUAUUUUCUAUAUGAAUUAUAUGGCGCUUUUCUGUUCGUACAUAUUUAUCAACUACUAAUUCGCCGCUGAAUUAUAAUCACGUACGCAGAAUAUUUAUCUUAAACGCAGUUCUCUCGUGCUACAAGAUGUGACUACAUGUCUCUUUUCUCAUUUCAUUCGAAACUCGCAGAUGAUGCCAAAUGAUAAAGUUAUAAUUCCAAACAUAUCUAUGUAUCGGAACAACAAAAAAUAUCGAGAAUGACAUAAUAAAUUAUAUAUUUUGUGUCCGCACGCUACAAAUGUAUGUACGAAAGCGCACGAUACUGAGGAGGCUGGAAGCGAAAGGGUUAACGUUGCAUUUAGCGGCAGAUGCGGCUGCCCGAUUUCUCUCUAUUUAUCUAAAAUUGCAGUACAUGCGUCGGCGAUCGGACGACAACAUCGAACGCUAAAUGUGUGGUAUGAAUAUAGACGAUUGUUCAAUCUAUAAUCAAAGAAUUUUACUGCUUUGGCCUAACACGAAUAAUAUCGACGACCACUCGACCAGCGAGAGAAAACAAAUCAUAUACAAACCCGACUGAUGUCUCAAUCGUUCAUAUUGCACUCGAUAGACGAACGAGACAGCUUUCGUAUUAGCGAAAUCCAUCCAUAAGCAGUUCCGCGUGGCGUAAUUUAAGGUGUUGUGCGUCUUGCGAUUGCGAACCGAUAUAUUGUCGCUCAUUGUUAACACAUAUACAUAUAUAUAUAUAUAAAAUGGAUAUAAAAGUGAAUAUAGAUUGUUAAACGAGCAUCAUUCGAUCUCGCACUAUUUACAAUACACUUUAGUGUGUAUCUUCCAUUCACGACUUGUUGGCAUACUUAAAUAUUUAACUGAACAUUGUAGAUCCAUGCUCAGUUUCCACACUAAAAAUCGAUUGUUUGUAAAAUAUAGAUAAAAUACUCUCCUCCCGGAGAUAUUGUAAUCCGAA